This is a messenger RNA of Neolamprologus brichardi, 3785 nucleotides long. RefSeq names its product long-chain-fatty-acid--CoA ligase 1-like. Gene Ontology annotation, molecular function: long-chain fatty acid-CoA ligase activity. The record is from RefSeq and is a predicted model, not a curated record. NCBI's taxonomy places the organism in Eukaryota, Metazoa, Chordata, Actinopteri, Cichliformes, Cichlidae. Gene Ontology annotation, biological process: long-chain fatty acid metabolic process. Gene Ontology annotation, cellular component: membrane; endoplasmic reticulum.
AAAAACACGCCUUUUAAAGACUGACUGGUGAACGCAAAGCUGAAUCAUGGAUCUAGUAUUUUACGCAUUGAACCUUUUACUGCUAAGUUAUUGUGAAACACUUGUCCGGAAGUUUGAAACUUGUGUAAUGCCAUGAUUGGCUGAUCAGGUGUGCGCGAGGUGAGGAGCGAGAAACCGGGGAGAAGUCGUGGGAACAGGUGCGAAGUAAGCGACAGCAGCUCAUCGUAGUCAGUUAAUCACGACUGAAAGAAAUAAUAGUGCGUUUGCUGGCUUUGAUACAGUAUGCUAAAGAAAGUGUGCUAAUAGGAGAACAGCACAUCCCAGCUGGCAUUAAGAAGAAUAUCAAAGCGAGCUCCGUUUAGAAAUCAGAACUGAAGAAGCUUCUCAGAUGAAGGUGAAACGUCUUCAAGCAACUUAAAGAAGUCCAAACGCUUUUCUUUCCAAGCUCCUUAGACUACGAUGACCUGGAUGAUUGAGAACCUUCACAGACAUACAGCCCUUCUCAGAGUCUCCAGUGACAUUUUGAUGCAAAACGAUGCAGGAAAAUGUUCUGCUCUCCUGAUGUUGAUAGAGUUGACCAUCGAAUUCUGCUUGAAAGGCUGAAACAUUGGUUGACCUCCUGGCCAAAAACGUCUUCAUAUUACUUGCAACCACACCUCAGGGCAUUCAGUCUAACUGCACCUGGACGAACAGAGCAGAGCAGUCAGUGUUGUUGAAGGCACCUCAUCGCAAAUAACAUGGAGGAGUUUAUUCAGAAGCUGCCAGAUCUAGAUGUCAGCUGCUACGCCAGAAACAUGUCCACCCCUGUGUUAGUCAGCAUGGGGGCUGUGGUUGCUGCGACAACCUAUUACCUGGCAACACGACCCAGGCCCCUCCCACUGGUCUGUGACCUCCAGAUGCAGUCAGUUGAGGUUCAGGGUGGAGAUUUGGCACGCCGAUCAGUUCUACUGACCACUGACAGUCCCUUGACACAUAUCUAUGAUGAUGCCACUACGUUGUAUGAAUUCUUUCUCAGAGGCGCCAGAGUGUCCAGUAACGGUCCCUGUGUCGGCUCCAGGAAGCUAAAACAGCCUUAUGAAUGGAUUUCCUACAGAGAGGUAAUUGAGCAAGCAGAGAAUCUGGGUUCUGCAUUUCUUCACAAAGGAAACAGCAAGACCACCGACUCUCACAUCGGCAUAUUCUCUCAGAACAGACCAGAGUGGACCAUCAGUGAGCUGGCGUGUUACACCUAUUCUCUGGUGUCAGUCCCUCUGUAUGACACGCUGGGAACGGAGGCCAUCGGCUAUAUUAUAGACAAAGCUUCUAUCUCAACUAUAGUGUGUGAUGUGACAGAUAAAGUCAAUCUAGUGCUGGACUGCAUUAACAACACGAAACACAGUGUGAGAACCAUUGUUCUAAUGGAGAGCCCAAACACCAGCCUGAUCGAACGGGGACAGCAGGCUGGAAUCCACAUCCUCAGCCUGCAGGAGAUGAUGGCCAUAGGGAAGGCCAACCACCAGGAACCACUGCCUCCUCAGCCCAAGGACAUGGCAGUCAUCUGCUUUACCAGUGGAACAACAGGAAAACCAAAGGGAGCUAUGUUGACACAUGGGAAUAUCGUCUGCAACUGCUCAGCUGUCAUCAAGGUCACAGAGACCACCUGUCCAGUGCUUCCCAAUGAUAUCCAUUUGUCCUAUCUGCCCCUGGCUCACAUGUUUGAGAGGGUCGUGCAGGGAGUCAUGUUGAUGCACGGAGCCAGGAUUGGUUAUUUCCAGGGAGAUAUUCGUCGACUGUCAGAUGACAUGAAGGCGCUGAAGCCUACUGUGUUCGCCGUGGUUCCACGACUCUUAAACAGAAUGUAUGAUAAGAUCUUCGGUCUGGCCAACUCACCCUGGAAGCGCUGGCUGCUGGAAUUUGCCUUCAAGAGGAAGCAUUCUGAGAUCAUGAAAGGCAUCAUCAGGAAAGACAGUAUAUGGGAUAAGCUCAUCUUCAACAGGGUUCAGGCCAGUCUUGGUGGCUGUGUGCGUCUCAUGAUAACAGGAGCUGCUCCCAUAUCUCCAGCUGUUCUCACCUUCCUCAGAGCUGCACUAGGCUGUCAGUUCUAUGAAGGCUAUGGACAAACCGAGUGCACUGCAGGUUGCACAGUGACCAUGCCUGGAGACUGCACUGCAGGUCACGUUGGAGCGCCUCUGCCCUGUAACACAGUUAAACUGGUGGAUGUACCCGAGAUGAACUACCUGGCUGAAAAUGGAGAGGGAGAGGUGUGCGUGAAGGGCGCCAACGUAUUCCAAGGCUAUCUAAAUGACCCAGAGAGAACAGCAGAGACCAUCGAUGCAGAUGGGUGGGUCCACACGGGAGACAUUGGGAAAUGGCUUCCGAAUGGCACCCUGAAGAUCGUGGACAGAAAGAAGCACAUCUUUAAGCUGGCACAGGGCGAGUACAUUGCUCCUGAGAAGAUAGAGAACAUCUACAUGAGGAGUGAUGCGGUGGCGCAGGUAUUUGUGCAUGGAGACAGUCUGCAGGCGUGUCUGGUAGCAGUGGUGGUUCCUGACCCCGACUUCCUGUCUGACUGGACCAGAAGGACGCUGGGAUUGCAGGGCAGCUACCUGGAACUAUGUGGCAGAGCGGAAGUUAAAGCAGCCAUCUUGGAAGACAUGCUGAGGCUGGGCAAGGCAGGAGGCCUCAAGUCCUUUGAGCAGGUAAAAGCCAUCUGCAUUCACACCGAGCUGUUCUCCAUCGAGAACGACCUGCUCACUCCAACAAUGAAGGCCAAGAGGAACGAACUGCGCCAGUACUUCAGAUCCCAGAUCGACGAGUUAUAUGCUGGGAUCAAAAUGUAGAAGGACAAGUGGAGAGCGGGAGGGAAGAAUAGGCGUCAGCUCCUCUAAUGGUGCUUUAGAUUCAAUUAAAAGGGGAAAAAAUAGCAGAAAGCAAAUGAAUGAGACCCUCUGAGGCCAUCAUCAUAGGCCAUCAUCAUGCCUACAAAGCAGGUUAUCUUUUUAUUACCUGGAUUAAUUAAAAGUAACAACUACUUUCACACACACAAUGGUGCUUAUCAAAUCAGUAAUGUGAUUUUAUGGACAUAGACAAAGACAAGGACACUACAGUACAAACCCUGAGGACUCGCUUUAGUUCUCACGGCCAAACAACAUGAUUGUCGUGCUCAACAGAACACAAAAAUAAUUUGACUACAGGAUCUGUGGUACGCAAGACAGAAAGUCGAUUUUAACUGUUGAUGGAAUUGAUUAGUCUUUGAUAUUUAAAUAUUAAUGAUGAUGAUGCUGAUAAGGUGCUGAGUCUGAAGAAGCUGUUUUUGUUGGUACUUCACCUUUGUCACAUCACAAAUCUCAGGCCUGCAAAAAGCAAACACACAUUGUGCACUUUCGUUUUCCAUCAUUCUCACACAGAAUGGUUCACUGGCAUUGAUGAGACAGUUUGAUGUCAUGAUUUUGUUUUAGUGUUGAAAUUUUUAACAGCAAUAUUGUUUCACUUGGUUCCUUCAUUGUCUGCAUGAAUUAAUUUAGUUGCAGUCAGGACUUGUCUAGUGGGAUCAACAGAUGAAACAAUUCAAUGUUAGCUUACUGUACACAGGGAAGUUACUCAGGAACAUACAGGGCAGACACAGAGGGAAAGCUUUGUUAAUGUUUAAUUACUUUAUAGUAGGUUCAGGAAGGGAAAAGAUUUGGCGAAUGAAUCGGUUUUUGUAAUAAUGCAUUAUUUAGAUAACAAGGAAAAAUAACAUUAAUUUGUAUUAUAAUUGUUUUUAAUGUCACAUUUUGUAAAAUAUUUGAUUAAAAAAUGGUGUA